Messenger RNA from Ciona intestinalis (vase tunicate), 2673 nucleotides. The record is from RefSeq and is a predicted model, not a curated record. NCBI's taxonomy places the organism in Eukaryota, Metazoa, Chordata, Ascidiacea, Phlebobranchia, Cionidae.
ACAAGAUAAUUAAAAUGCUAACUAUUAAGAAAAUUAGGAAAAAAAUAUUUAAGGAAAAUUUAUUUUCAGUUAAGCAGUUAAUGUAAGAAUAGUUUCGAUUGUAUUUGCCGCCUAAAACUGACCUGGCCCUAAAAUUCUAUAUGGAUGAUACCUUUGUGUAAAAAAGAAGGAUAUAAUAAAGAGUAACUACACGAACUGCCGAAAGAGAGACUUUAUCCGCCACACCAUGAACUAUUAUUCCGAUGGGGGACCCGGUACUCCCCCUUUUCCUUCACCACCCCCUGAUUUGACGCCUCCUGUCAUACCUCCUAUUUCUAGCCCGUCUGUUGUUGUCCUGGAAACGGCCACUGAAGGGUUAUUGCGGGUCAAAGUUGAGUCUGACGUCAUGGCGUACAUUUUAUAUUGUUUCUAUAGAGAGUUCUCAAGAAUUCAACAGAUCUACCAAGUUUCAAUCUCAUGGUCAGGAGUCGAUAACUGCGUGUUGUUCUGCGCAACCGCAAAAACAAACAAAGAUCAACUGCCAUUGGCCGCGCAGCGUUUUCUCGAUUUCUAUUAUGACGUCAGCCAGGAUCUGGUAGCUGUUCCGUUAAACGAACACGUGACCAGCAUUACGCUACACCAGUACCACAAAGCAACGUACCAGGUUAAGAAAUUACACCCGAAAGUUAUGGUGAAAGAAAUCAAAGAAACGAACAGACUGGCUCUAUAUUGCUCAAGCAGCGAAGUUGAAAGUGCAAGAAGAACUUUUAUAUCUGCUGUCGAUUCAUGUUCGCCAUCCCGUCUGCCCACCUCAUACGAGGGGUCGUCUAAAAAUAGCGAUUGGGAAUUACCCCUAACAAAAAAGAAACCACUGGAGAAACGGAACUCGCUUGAAAAACAAGAUUCCUCAUUUUCUGAGAGCAGUUUACAAGAUUUCUAUGAUUGCUCUCCGCCAACUAAUCCCAAAGGACAUAGUGACAUUACUAGUAAUUACAGACGACAAAACAACUACAAAACAACGAACUCAAGACAAGAAUUCUACGCGAGAAUACAAGGUCCUUCUCCAAGAAAAGAAUCUGAAGACGCCACGUCAUCAAACGGCUCAUCAGGUUACGGGAGUUUAGGAGGAACCUUAAGUCGUCAUACUGGGAUGUAUGACGCAACAAAGUACAGGACACAUUCUGACAGUUACUACGGCCCGAAGCAUCGUCUCUUACCCCCGCUCCCUCGGAGCGAUUCUUUACGUCACAACGAGGUAUUUCGACAAAAUCAACAAUUACAUCAUUACGCAGCAGCUGGUGAAAGACACGUGUUAAAGCGGUCGCCGAAACGUUACGCCACUGAACCUUACGUCGAAUCGGAUUAUGACGUCACAUAUACGUCAUCACACAUCGAGCGACCAAGGACACAAGGCAGAUUAUUAAGCCCAAGCCCAACAUUGGAUUACUUGCCGCAAUUGGAAACGCGUUAUAGGCCGAGUUCAAUGUCGCGGCCGCGAUUCGCGAUCGGUGAUGACGUCAUAGAAGAAUCUUUGUCGCUGAGGCCAAGAACAGACACCAUGCGAGGGGUCCAUUCAAAAAGUAUAAGUCCAAACGUGCGGUUACGACUAACCCCUGACAUUGCUUCAAAACCGUCUUACAUUCCGAAACUUAAAUCCCCUUUCACUUUUAAGCAGAGACACAAGAAUUACUUUGAGGUGAUGACGCCAACUGGAAUCAAAAUCGAAGUUCAGGAGGGUGACGUCACGGACGUUGAUUCUGACGUCAUGGUAAACGAAACAAAUAGUCAUUUACACGUCACAGGCGAGCUGGCGUGGGCUGUAGCGAAGCAUGGAGCGUUCGAGAUUCCGAAACUAACGAAGCUUCAUGUCUCAAUGAAAGGACUUGUGCCAGAAACUAAGGUUGUGGUGACACCUGGUGUAGGACUUCCAAGUGUGCACAUCGUACACGUGGUGACGCCAAAGUGGCAAAGUAGUAACGUCAAACGCAGUCGGAAGUUGCUCUACAACUCGUAUAAAAAUAUUUUUAACAAAGCAAAUGUCGAACUUAAAGCAAGAUCGAUCGUUCUACCUGUCAUUGGGUUAUGUGGAGGAAAUAAACAAAGCGAGUCAUACCCUCUGCACAUAGCAACGGAAAUGAUGUACCAAGCGCUUGUCGCCUUCCUAAAACUAGGCUCUCCAUAUUUACGCCACAUACGUUAUAUGGGGAAUGAUCCUGACCAAGUCAACCUCAUUGUGACGUCAAUAAAGCCGAAAAUAGAAAACGUGCAGUAUGAUGCCAGAUUCCUACGUCAGCAACAAACGAAGGUUCGCGAACUUUCCAGCAGUGGAUCAAGCGGUAACAUUGACGUCAUGAGUGACGUCAACACCAAUUACAACAACAGCCGGAUGCAAUCGCUUCGAACAACCCCGUCAAGUUAUACGUCAUCAACUACGUCAUUGCCCUAUGGAAAUCUACAUACAUUGCAGCGACCGCAUCGUUAAAAUGGUAGCAAAUUACCAUAGAAACAACAUUAUUUAAUAAACGUAGAAACAUUUCUAUGUUGAAUACCAGUUUUAUGUUAAAUUGCAAGCCGAAGAAAUGGUUAUAAAUCAUAGAUCGUAUCCGCUAUUGAAAAUCCCCACAGUUUUUAACCCCAAUCUGCAAACAUUUCUAAAUUCCAAUGUCUGUUACCUAUUAUCCGCGUUUAAUUUAA